AUGGUUCCCUGUCACCGCACUUACGCCUCAACUCUGCUGCUGCUUGCCUCCUCUCUGGCAUUGCUCCCAGCGGUGACUGCCCAGUGCCGCUUGGUCGGCGAUCUGGUGAUCAUUCUGGAUGCCAGCGGCAGCAUAAAAAACAGCCGGGGCGACGUGGCGACGUUUGCGCAGAAAGUUGUGGACUCCUUGGAUGUCGCCGAGACAGUCGCUAACGUGGGGCUGGUACAGUUUGCCUCCGACACGACCAAGCUCAGUGACCUCACCUUCAACGCUGGCGCCCUCGCAGAUGCCAUUGAGGUUUACAGAACCGGCGACGAGGGAUGGACCUUCAUCUCCAACGGGCUCCUCAUGGGAGAGCAGCUGCUCGAUACUGGCCGUUCAAGUGUCACGAAGGUCAUGCUACUCCUGACCGAUGGAGAGCAGACCUGCAGCCGCAACCCAGGUUGUGUCGCAAACGACGACUCCUGUUACGAGAACUGGGACUUUAACAACAGCCCGCUCGGCGAUUAUAAAGCCGGGAAUCUUUGCGGAAGCGACACCGGACCUUAUCAAAAGUCCGAGGCGAUACGGCAGGCGGAGCUGAUCAAGGCGCAAGACCCAGACCUCACCCUUUUCGCAGUUGGCUUCGGAGGGGUGAGCAACGAAACGCUGGAGGCCAUUGCAACGUCGGGAAACAGCAUCUUUGGCAGCACCAUCCAAGACAUCAUCGCCAAGUUUGAGAAGAACGACCUCUGCACAAGGCUCUCUCCCGAGGGCAACAUUGUCAUGUUCCUUUACGUCCCCGACAAAAUCGCCUUCAUCAAUGACGACACGGCGAAGGUCUGCACGGGCGCAGGGGACGUCGCUAUCAAUGUUGGAGUCAGACCGCUUGUUGAAGGCACCAGGGCUGUGGUGGCCAAUGGCACGGUUCAAGUGCACUUCGAUCUGCCGCCGGAUUUCAACAGACUGUCAUCCGCAUACAAAGCGCUGGGCGACUCGCUUAUGGUCGCCACCUUUGUGUCUGACGGCACCACCUUUGUCGUCCGCUGCGAUAUUUGA
Molecule: messenger RNA, 1038 nt
Organism: Emiliania huxleyi CCMP1516
Lineage: Eukaryota; Haptophyta; Isochrysidales; Noelaerhabdaceae
Exons: 3
Coding region: 1-1038 (345 amino acids)
Source: RefSeq, a predicted model, not a curated record